UAGAGAGGGAAAAAAAUGCAAAGCAGGGGAGGGUGUUGCAUAGUGAGAUAUGCAGCCGCUGGCCAUGGGGUUUAUGAUAUGUCGAAAGUGGACCGGAUAAUGCUCCGGUUCCGUCCGAUCGCUCCCAAACCGGCGAUCGCCGGGUCUGUUUCCCCUCAGGGAAGCGGUGAGGUUUGUUCCAAGUCAGGGAGGGGGAAGAGAAGGUCCUGUAAAGAAAGUUGUACUAUGAGUAAUACCAAGUGGUGCAACAAGAAAAGAAGGGUUUUGAACGAGGAAAAAAGGGUUACUUUGCCGCUUCUUCCCGAAACGCCUGACUGCAAAGAUUCUGGUCUGAGUCAGGAAAAGGGAGGAGUAAUCCAAAAGACGAUGCCUUUUUGGUUAAGCUUCGGUGUUCCUGACGAGCAGGCGGUGGUGGUGCCGCCGCAGAUCGUGAGGGUGGGGUCGUGCGUGACGGUCGAAGGCCUGACGGAUACUUGGGUGAGUGGAGAUGUGCUAGGGAGAACAGACGAGGAAAAGAAAAUUAAUCUGGGGAGGGACACGUGUCCAGGGUUUAUAUCGGAUGGUAUGGGGAGGGUGACGUGGACAAACGCAGCGUAUAAAGAAAUGGUCGGAGGGGAAACGAUGGUGUGGCUGGCGAUGAAGGAGAGGCUGCCGUUGAUGAUAACGUACCCGGCGUUCACAUGCAAGGUGAGGGUGCAUUACACAUGCGGGAAAGAGCGAAGCUCCCUGACGUUGCCUUGUGACGUUUGGCUAAUGGACGGCGGCGGCUUUGCAUGGAGGCUGGAUAUCGACGCCGCUCUCUGCCUGGGCCGAUGAGAUGGGGAAUCCUUGUAUUCUAAUGCGUGACCGACA
Molecule: messenger RNA, 852 nt
Organism: Hibiscus syriacus
Lineage: Eukaryota; Viridiplantae; Streptophyta; Magnoliopsida; Malvales; Malvaceae
Exons: 1
Coding region: 16-816 (266 amino acids)
Source: RefSeq, a predicted model, not a curated record